AUGACCUUAACCGAUAGCAACAUUAUAGACAUCAUGCCAACCGUUCCACUCCAUGUUUCUCUCUCUACUGGCAGCAAUGGAUGCUUAGCGGAGAUGUCAGGCAAUCCACUCCCGCAGCUCCUCCAGACACCGUCCGGUCUGGCCAUAUUAGAGCUCCAAGGCACCAUAAAUCUUCCAGAAAGUGACGACUACUCGAUGGUUGAACGUAUACCCGAUUCUUCUCAGCAUAUACGCAGUGUUGAAACACAGAUUGGCCGGGUCAUAUUUGCGAACUACAACCCAUCCGCCGAACCGUCUGACAAAAGUUGGAUGAAGCGUGUAUAUCUUACCGUUGGUCAGCACCAACGCCUAACAGGCGAAGUACAAAAAUUAUCGAAACCUUUUGCGGUUAUUCGAAGACGGAAGCCGGACUCUCAAGACGCCAUGAAAGUACAGAAUGUGACGGAAAACAAACAUGCCUCUGCCACCUCCCCAGAUCAGUUAGAGAUCGUGGAGAUCAUUAGAUACAAGAUAUUGUUCUCCUCGCGACCAGAGCCUAUCACUAAUAAAGGAUUCUGA
Molecule: messenger RNA, 558 nt
Organism: Microsporum canis CBS 113480
Lineage: Eukaryota; Fungi; Ascomycota; Eurotiomycetes; Onygenales; Arthrodermataceae
Exons: 2
Coding region: 1-558 (185 amino acids)
Biological process (GO): mitotic sister chromatid cohesion
Cellular component (GO): Ctf18 RFC-like complex
Source: RefSeq, a predicted model, not a curated record